AUGUCGUCGACCACCGUAGUCGUCGUGGUCGCGUUGACGGAUGACGAUGAAGAGGAGGCCUCGGCCGACGACAGGUCGCCGAUCAGUUCGUCGAUGCUCUUCACCUCGCCCUCGAAGAUACUCUUCUUCGCAAUCGGGGCGCUGGAUUGUUGUAUCCGCUUCCUCGUCAUCCUCGUCGUCCUCUUGCUCGCCGAGUUCCUCCUGCAGAUCCGCGAACAGGUCGUCGUUGCUCGAGUGUCUGCUGGCGGGCACGUGGUCGUCGUCCUUGCCGUCACCUGGCCAGCAGUGGGGCAAAGAAAGGUGGCAGGCUGUACCGUUGGGUGGCUUGAAAGUGAUGUCGAGGACGGAAUAGUCGCCCAAGGCCGUUUCGUCGGCGCAGUGGCUCUCAUCUUCUUCAGCUUCAUCGGCGGAAUCUCCAAGCCCGCCGGCCUUGGCGAUCUCGGCCUCCAUGUUGAUCUCCACCACGUCUUCGUCUUCCUCCUCGUCGCCGUCGAUGGAGACGUCUUCCUCUUCGUCUCCCUCUUCCUCGGAUUCGAUCGCCAUCGACCAAUCCACGUUCCCUCCUUCCUCCUCCUUCUCUUCCUCGUCACUUCCUUCAUCUUCGUUUGCCAAGGUCGUUUCGCCGACCUGCUCGACCUCAGUUUCCUUCUUAUUUUCUGCGUCCUCAUCGUCGCCGUCAUCGCUCAGCCCGACGUGCUCGGUCACGGCCAUAGUUGCGUUCAAUUCCUCCUCGUCCUCUCCCUCUUCGUCGCUCUCGAGUUCGCGCAGGUCGAAGCCGAGCGAGACCCGCUUCUUCUUGACCUCGUCUCGCACACUCCCCCGGAUCUCCACCGAAUAGUCAUCCGGCGCGAAGGCCUCUUCAGGCUCGGCCUCGACCUCGGCCUCCGCGUCGCCGUACUCCAGCUCGGCCUCCUCCAGCUCGUCAAAAUCUGCUUCGCCGAUUUCAUCGACCUCCUCUUCGGCGCCAUCGUGGUCAACGUCUCCGUCUGCGGCAUGUCUCAGAGCGGUGAUGUUGGUCGAGAAUUGCUGCGUGCGGCCCAAGUCGCCGUCUUCGAGGUCAUCGAGCGCCAUGGAGAGGUCGUUGAGGGCGUCUUCUUGCCACCCCUUGUCCUCGCGCAGGAUGUUCGAAGUGAGCCUGUCGGCCAUCAGGCUGAUGAGCGCAUCCUGGCGCUCCACGGCCGCCCCGAGAGGUUCGUCGUCGUGCUCGAGGUCGUCGAGCUGUGCGAGCACAUCCUCAUCGCCGAGAUGCGCGAGCGCGUCCUUGUGCGAGCGGCGCAGCUCUCCAGUCCAGCGGGCAGCGGAGUGGAGGUGGCCUGCAGGAAGGAGUCCUCCUUCAUUAGCCACGCGUCCUCGUCGUCCUCCAUCUUGAAGGCCGGCUUGAACGGCUGCCGCUCGGGGCCGGUGCCCACUGUCCCGCUGCGGGCCGGAGCGAAGGAGUCCAUAAACGAGAGCGGGUCGGAAGCGAAGGGGCUUUCGGCGGGCGAGGAGGCGGGCGAAGGGGAGCGGAGAGGCGCGGGAGCGCGGGAGGCGAACGGGGGCAGGAUUCCGCCCGGCCGAUUGAGGUACGAGAUGGUCGAGGCAGAGGCGCCCUUGCCGGGUCCACCGAACGGCGAGAAGAGGCCGAGAUUGAGCGUGAACUGGGCCGUCAUCUCGCGCAUGGGGGACAGCUCCAACCCACCCACGUGGCCGUCGGCCAUCCUGCCCCAUCUCUGCUGCUCGCCGUCGCUGCUCGAUCCGCUGGUGUUAAGCGGCGACGAGAGCACGCCGCCGCCGUUCGGCGAGGCCUUGUCCUCGUCGGUCAGCUUGCUGCGCGAGAACAUCGCCUUCUUCAUCGCCACGGUCGAGCCGCCUUGA
Molecule: messenger RNA, 1854 nt
Organism: Acanthamoeba castellanii str. Neff
Lineage: Eukaryota; Discosea; Longamoebia; Acanthamoebidae
Exons: 5
Coding region: 1-1854 (617 amino acids)
Source: RefSeq, a predicted model, not a curated record